Myotis davidii is the source of this 1949-nucleotide messenger RNA. RefSeq names its product succinate-CoA ligase, GDP-forming, beta subunit (gene SUCLG2). Gene Ontology annotation, cellular component: succinate-CoA ligase complex; mitochondrion. The record is from RefSeq and is a predicted model, not a curated record. The transcript has 9 exons. Gene Ontology annotation, biological process: succinyl-CoA metabolic process; tricarboxylic acid cycle. NCBI's taxonomy places the organism in Eukaryota, Metazoa, Chordata, Mammalia, Chiroptera, Vespertilionidae. The annotation marks the transcript as partial. Gene Ontology annotation, molecular function: succinate-CoA ligase (GDP-forming) activity; ATP binding.
GCAAAAGAAAUUGUUUUAAAAGCCCAGAUCUUAGCUGGAGGAAGAGGAAAAGGUGUCUUUAGUAGCGGUUUGAAAGGCGGCGUUCAUUUAACAAAAGACCCUAAAGUUGUGGGACAGUUGGCUAAACAGAUGAUUGGGUAUAACCUGACAACGAAACAAACUCCAAAAGAAGGUGUGAAAGUUAAUAAGUUGAUGGUCGCUGAAGCCUUGAACAUUUCCAGGGAGACCUACUUUGCGAUUCUGAUGGACCGGUCCUGCAACGGCCCUGUGCUGGUGGGCAGCCCCCAGGGGGGCAUGGACAUCGAGGAGGUGGCAGCUUCAAGUCCAGAACUUAUUUUUAAGGAGCAAAUUGACAUUAUGGAAGGGAUAAAGGACAGCCAAGCUCAGCGGAUGGCAGAAAAUUUAGGCUUCCUUGGGCCUUUGAAAAACCAGGCCGCAGAUGAAAUUAAGAAGCUGUAUCACCUCUUCCUGAAAAUCGAUGCUACGCAGGUGGAAGUGAACCCCUUCGGUGAGACGCCAGAAGGACAAGUUGUCUGUUUUGAUGCCAAGAUAAACUUUGAUGACAACGCAGAAUUCCGACAAAAGGACAUAUUCGCCAUGGACGACGGAUCAGAGAACGAGCCCAUUGAAAAUGAAGCUGCCAAAUAUGACCUAAAAUACAUCGGACUGGAUGGGAACAUUGCCUGCUUUGUGAAUGGUGCUGGACUUGCCAUGGCUACUUGUGAUAUCAUUUUCCUGAACGGUGGGAAGCCAGCCAACUUCUUGGAUCUUGGAGGUGGCGUACAGGAAGCUCAAGUCUAUCAAGCCUUCAAAUUGCUCACAGCUGAUCCUAAGGUUGAAGCCAUCCUCGUCAAUAUUUUUGGUGGAAUUGUCAACUGUGCCAUCAUUGCCAAUGGGAUCACCAAGGCCUGCCGGGAGCUGGAACUGAAGGUGCCUCUCGUGGUCCGGCUUGAAGGAACCAACGUCCACGAGGCCCAGCGCAUCCUCGGCAGCAGCGGGCUCCCCAUCACUUCGGCCGUCGACCUGGAGGACGCCGCCAAGAAGGCCGUGGCCAGCGUAGCUAAGAAGUGAGCCUGUGCCCUGACCCGGAGGACGAAGUCCGUUUGCUGUAGAAAGGGCUGGUUCUCUCCUCGCUGAAGGAAAUGGUUAUCUCUCUGGGGGAAACACGGGAAGGGGAGAAGCAAGACCAUUUGUGAAAAAUCCUAAUUCUGUAUCUUCUUGAACCAGAUAUCUAGACAGACUAAUCUGCUUUCACUUAUGUCUUUAUUAAAUUAGCGCCCGGUGUGCUCACACUUCUCUGCCUGCUCAGUAGACCUUGUGUGGCCGAGGCUGGGGAGCGUCUAUUGGCAGUUUGUGUGACAUUUAAUCUUGAACAAUAACACAUCACAGGCCGUGCAAACUCAGGCAAGACUACCUUAACACAUUAACUCUAGCAGGUGCAGCAAAGACAGUCAACCAAAUAGCUGUUAACACUGUCACAGCUUUUCCACGUUCCCUAUUCCAGCACAUGCUGGGGAAACCCAUGAAUAUUCCAAAAUAUAUUUUACAGUGGAAGGUCCACACUGCACAUGAUAUUCCAUAUAUUCUUACCUUUGCCUUAAUACUGAGAAUACUCCUUACCUCACUCGAAAUAAAGCCAGAAGCCUUACUUGUGAUUUUUUAGUAGAUUUUAUUUAAUGUGAAAACUGAAGAGAGCUGAUUCUUAUGGAGAUCUCUUUAAUUCAGACAUUCCAAGAUGAGACAUCAUUGUAAUGUUAUCGUGAGUGUCAAUACCUUCUCCCCCCUGCCCUUUUUGAGCCCCCAGCAUCUACCAACUGGGGGCACGUAAUUAAGAGAAUGUGGCUUCUCCUAUAGUGCCCAUUGGGAGGGGGGAGCGAAUUAGGUUUACGAUGAUAUUUUGCUAAAUCUUUAUUUGUACACAAAUUGAAAUAAAAUCCUGUUUUGUAAAC